Messenger RNA from Mangifera indica (mango), 2125 nucleotides. RefSeq names its product protein REVEILLE 1-like. The transcript is spliced from 6 exons. Lineage: Eukaryota; Viridiplantae; Streptophyta; Magnoliopsida; Sapindales; Anacardiaceae. Bases 256 to 1695 code for a protein of 479 amino acids. Gene Ontology annotation, molecular function: DNA binding. The record is from RefSeq and is a predicted model, not a curated record.
UUUUUUCACAAGCCAACUAUUAUUUUAACUCACUUUUUCUCUGUUCUUCAACUUCAUUUGUUAAAACAAUUUUCUCUCUGUUUUGUUUUCUUGUGCGAGGCGUCGAAGUUUCUGUCGUUGAAACUUUUCCUUUUUGUAUUCCAUUCAAGGCCUGUACGGAAGAAACUUAGUGAAUGGCUUUGAAUUUUGUUAUGUUCCUUUAGAUUCUGCGAGUAAGAAGUUCCCGUUAGAAGAGAAGCUGAAGAGGAGAUCUUGAUGGCUUUUGUAGCUAUGGCUGUCCAAAAGGAUGAAUGUGGAGAUACUCGUUCAAACUUGGUGCUUCGGGCUGUUAAUGGAUUUGCAUCAAGUUCGGAUCUUCAAAUGAAGGGUCAAUUUUCUUGUGGGAAUGAUUACGCUCCUAAGGCGAGGAAACCAUACACAAUUACCAAACAAAGAGAAAGGUGGACCGAAGAAGAGCAUAAGAAAUUUCUUGAAGCUUUGAAGUUGUAUGGUCGGGCUUGGCGGAAGAUAGAAGAACAUGUUGGCACAAAGACUGCAGUUCAGAUUCGAAGUCAUGCUCAGAAAUUCUUUUCUAAGGUUGUUCGUGAAUCAAGUAGCAGCAACACAAGCCCAUUGGAACCCGUUGAAAUUCCCCCUCCUCGACCAAAACGAAAACCUGUGCAUCCUUACCCUCGUAAAUUGUCUAACACACUUGUUAAAGAAAGCACAAAUCCAGUGCUGCCUAGAAGGUCUACAUCUCUAAACUUAUCAGUUUCAGAACAAGAAAACCAAUCUCCAACAUCAGUAUUAUCUGCAGUUGGUUCAGACACUUUUGCAUUCUCCGAUUCAAUUACACCUAAUGGCAGCUCAUCACCAGUUUCAUCUGCUGACCACCCAAAUUCUUCAACUGAAGAAAAUGGAACUCUACCUGUCCUAACUGGUGGUUCAGUUCCGGAUAUGCAGUCACCCAUGGAUGCCACGAAACUGGGGUUGUUUCCCCAAGAAUUUGCUAAAGAAGUUUCUGCUGAUGAAGCAUCUACCGUGAGCCUUAAGCUGUUUGGUAGAACUGUAUUAGUCCCCAAAUCCCAUAGACCAAGCUCUCCCAUUGCAGGGACUCCUGAAUCAUUGCCUUCAGACAUGGAUGAAGGAAGACCUUUGCAGUUAUUGCCGUUAUCAUCUGGGAAUGCUAAAUAUGCGUGGAGUCACCAUUCAGAUGCAGCAACUGGAUCUUUCUGUUACAUGCAAAGCCCAGAUGGAAACUUACAUCAGGUGGAGGCUUCAGCUGCUCCUCUGCAAUUGUGGACUUUAUAUGGGAGUUUACCCUUUCCAAUCUCUCCAUACCACAAGCAGGAGACAGUGACUAUGCAUUUAGAUUCUAAAUGGCAAGAAAUCCAGGAUAAAGAAUUUCAGAAGGAAGGAUCUUGGACUGGUUCAAACUCAAAGUCAGUAAACAAGGAAGACAACUUUGAUAAAAAUUCAGACAGCGAAACUCAGAGUAUCCAAUUUUCUUUUGACAAGGAGGAAAAGGAGCCAAAUGUAAUAUUUGAGCUUAAACCAAGUGAGAAAUCAGCAUUCUCUGUAAUAAAGGCAAGCCCUGACAAGAGUAUGAAAGGGUUUGUGCCAUAUAAGAAACGUGUAGCAGUAAGAGAAGCUCCACCAUCAACAAUAACAGGUGACGAGAGGGUCAAGCAAAGAAUCCGCCUUAGUCUUCAGUAAUGGCUGCACUGAUUAUAGUUUCUUAGUCGCAGAUAGGUGUUUCUUAACCGGUUGAAGAACUGAAUCAGGUGCAGUUAAUGACUGGAUAGCAGGUUUGGCUGCUUGACAAAUAUCCAUAAAGCAGCUCUGCUUCGUUGCAACUCACAUCUACAUCUAGUUACUUUUCACCAGCACUGUUGAAUUCCAUAAUCUGCCUUCCCUUGAAUGUCACAUAUAUUCCUUUAAGUAGCACUUUUAUUCCUUCAAAUUCUUUUUCUUCUUUAAACUGUGAAUUCCUGGGCCACUAGUUUUGCCAUAUCCUUUGUAUAAUAUCCACUACUAGUUUCUUAUUAUUGAUGUGAAUGUAUUAUAGUAAUAAUAAUAAUAAUAAUAAUGAUGAUGAUGAUGAUGUUGGAAUAAAGUGUUUGAGCUCCAGGCUGCUCAUUCUUUU